ACUAACAAAGGAAGCAACACACUCUCUCUCUCUCUCUCUCUCAAAACCAACUCCCCUCUCGAUCAAAAUCACAUGCUGCUGUGUGUUUCCGCACCUACAACGUACGCGAUACCUCUGUAAAUAUCUAUCUCCACACACUUUAUAGUGUAGAUACUGUAUAUUUAUCUGUAGAGAGAGUGUGUGUGUGUUGGGAGAGUGGGCGCGUGUGUGUAUACGAAUAUGCAGAGAUUCAGCGGGAUCCAGGCAAUGGAGGUGGCGCCGGCGGAUCCGGUGGCGGAAUGGGCGGCGCCGGGCGGGGAAACAGGGCUUGAAGAGCCUAUGUGGCAAUUGGGGCUCGGUGGAGGGCCCGAAGCGUACCCGGAGAGGCCCGAUGAGCCCGAUUGCAUCUAUUACUUGAGGACUGGUUUCUGUGGAUACGGCAAUCGCUGCCGGUUCAAUCAUCCCCGGGAUCGUGGCAAGGCAAUGGGAGCUCUUAGAGCUGGUGGAGGUGAGUACCCGGAACGUGUUGGCCAACCAAUCUGUCAGUACUACAUGCGGGCAGGAAUGUGUAAAUAUGGUGGUUCCUGCAAGUAUCAUCAUCCAAAGCAAGGAGUUGGAUCUUCAGCCCCUGUGGCACUGAAUUUUUAUGGAUAUCCUCUGCGACCGGGAGAAAAGGAAUGUUCAUAUUAUGUAAAGACAGGGCAGUGCAAGUUUGGUGCCACCUGUAAAUUUCAUCAUCCACAGAUGGCCGGGAUACCAAUGCCAGCCCCUGGUCCUGGGUCUUUCACUGCUUCAGCAGCUAUGCCCACACCAGCUAUGUAUCCAACUGGACCGUCUCCUGGCCAUCAAUCUUCUCAACAAUAUGGGGUUAUUCAAGGCAACUGGCCAGUUGCCAGGCCUUCCAUGCUUCAAGGCUCUUAUGUUCCUGGAAGUUACAGUCCCAUGAUCCUUCCCCCUGGAGUUGUUCCUGUUCCUGGCUGGACUCCCUAUUCGGCACCUGUUAGUCCGGCAGCCUCACCAAGUACUCAGCAAACAAUUGGGGCAGGCCCGGUUUAUGGGAUAACACAAUUGUCUCCUUCCGCUACUGCCUAUACAGGACCAUACCUUUCCAUUACAUCUUCUGCUGGCCCCUCAGGCGGCAUUCAAAAAGAACAAGCAUUUCCGGAAAGACCUGGCCAACCAGAAUGUCAGUACUAUUUAAGGAAUGGGGACUGUAAAUUCGGAGCUACAUGUAAAUAUCAUCAUCCACCUGAGUGGAGUGCAUCAAGGACCAAUUACAUGCUUAGCCCAAUGGGUCUGCCACUACGCCCAGGUGCACCUCUUUGUUCUCACUAUGCACAGAAUGGAGUGUGCAAAUUCGGGCCCUCUUGCAAAUUUGAUCAUCCGAUGAGAUCUCUGAGCUACAGCCCUUCUGCAUCCUCUCUGACCGACAUGCCAGUUGCUCCUUACCCGGUGGGAUCCACAAUUGCAACUCUGGCCCCAUCAUCCUCAUCAUCAGAUCUAAGGCCCGAGCUGCUUUCCGGGCUCAGCAAAAACACACUGUCGUCACAAAUGUCUUCUUUGAGCAGCUCAAGUGGAUCAGUUGGCUCAGUAUUCUCAAACACCGAGGCUCUUCCUCAGUCAUCUGUUCAGCAGUCUGGGCAGGGAUCGGUCUCUUCAAGUGGUGGCAGUAGCGCAAGUCAUGGUGGUGAGGCACACACAUCAAGCUGAAGUGGAAGGGGCCUAAUCAAGCAACUUCCACAAAGCAAAGCUCAAGUUUUUGGGUGCCAGCAACCUUCAUCCUCUCAGGUCUUAGCACAACCUUAGCUACGUCCAUCACUGUUCAUAAAUAUCACAUGGCCGUCCCCUUUUGAAAUAAGCCAUACAUAUACCUCUCAAAAGAUCUAGAAAAAUCAUUAGCUUUUCAACUUAGUCUUUCAAUGACAUAAAAGCCCAAAGCCUCCCUCCCCCCACAGCUUAAUUCUCGCCCGCUGCUCGAAUUUCGGAGCUUGUUGCCUAUUUAUGCUGUCUUUUCCGGAACGGGAAAGAUGAGUCAUCGCAUUCUUCAAAUCUGGAUAUAAUUACACCUCUUUCAUCCCAACUUGAUCUCCAAGUGAGCAUGCUUCUUCUGCUUCCCUUUUUUUGCUUGGGGAUCUUAUUCUCGAUCGAUAAACUCAGUCGGAAGUACAGAAGCAUUUUAUGCUUCCCUUGUAUGUAAGAUAUGUAGUUAUGUACUGUAUAUUAUAUUUGAAUGCUGCUCAUAAAUUAUCCAUCAAAUAAUUCAGAGUAGAUCAAGUUGUUUCUUGUA
Molecule: messenger RNA, 2266 nt
Organism: Salvia hispanica
Lineage: Eukaryota; Viridiplantae; Streptophyta; Magnoliopsida; Lamiales; Lamiaceae
Product: Zinc finger C-x8-C-x5-C-x3-H type family protein
Molecular function (GO): mRNA binding; metal ion binding
Source: RefSeq, a predicted model, not a curated record